Coregonus sp. 'balchen' is the source of this 13405-nucleotide messenger RNA. The record is from the annotation of a GenBank genome assembly. NCBI's taxonomy places the organism in Eukaryota, Metazoa, Chordata, Actinopteri, Salmoniformes, Salmonidae.
AUUGACAUGUUGCUGGUGUAGAGGUAGAGGGGACUUUUUUUCGGCAGAGUUGUUUGAUAUGGGAACUGAUAGUUCUAGGGGCUGCUUUUUUGUUUGUUUGUUUACUGCUCAAUUAAUAGCACUCCUCCGUUCCACUCCAGUGGAUGUUAUGUUAGUGAUACUGUAGGAAGUGAAAAUCUGCCUGCCUGCCUGCAGAUUGGAUCUCAUGCAAUCUCAUGCCAUAAUUAAAAUAGGAUUUAACCACAGGCUAUACAAGAAAAGCAAUAUGAUGGUUUCUAAUUUAUUGCAUGUGGUUGUUCUCUCUCCCUCUCCAGCAUGGUGCUUUAGACUGUUCGCUGUUGUUCUGUUCAUAGUCUCCUACUACUGCUCCCACGUUAUCCUCCAGAGGUAAGGCUUCUCCUGCUCGGCCCUCAGCCCUCAGCCCUGGUCUACUGCCUGGAAGCUCCCUCUCUGUGGAGUGGCAGGCAGAGCAAUCACACAGAUGCUCAUCUAUGCUUUACUAAAAGAGAAACCUUGAAAUAAGGCCUGCUGCUGAGUCACAACAUGUUGACAACCCACUCCAUUCACCUAGCCUAGCAUCUGUUCUACCCACAGCUUUAAGUGGGUAAAUGGCAGUCAAUUUAGGCCUUUAAUAGAUACCCACACAGUCACUGGGCAUUUGAGUGUUUAAAAAGUCAGCAGUUUCUGUUCCAACUGUGGUGAUUUGUGUGCUUGUCUUUCAGCUAUGGAGGCACCAGCAAGUCUCCUACAAGUCCGAGCAAGUCACUGUGCGGCGGCUGGCUAAAGCAGAAGUGGGAGAGCCUCCAUUUUAAGUGAGUAAUGGAGUGUCUGUCUUUAAAACGAGGAGGGUGGGGAUGAUGGGUUUCAGUCUAACUAAUUUCUUCCAAUGCUUUUACUGGAAUGUGAGGUGCCAGCUUCUUUGGAAAUUGGGGGCUGUUUUCACCCAGUCACCAGUAAAAUUCAGCAUUUUUUUGUAAGUAGGAACAAUUUUAUCAUGAAAGGAAAUAAUUUUCUACCCAAAGACUCAGUAAAGUACAUUUUCUGGAACAAUCGUUUAAGUUGAAACUGCUGAUGGAUCGUCAUUGAAAACAGACCCCUAAGAGCAAGUCUGUUUUUAAAGGAGCUUUCGAUUCAAACAAUUCAACUUUUUCAGGAGGACAAUGGACAAAUCUAUUUCUCUGGCUUGCUGAGUACCUUUGUCCAGGACACUUCUUCUAUUUAUUUUUACUCUAUGCUAUUAUCAAUUUAUUCAACUGGGUAUGUACUGGAACUGUUCUGUUUGUGUGCCCUGCUCAAGGGUGCAAAAGUGAUAUGCUCCAUCUGUGUUCUCCUGGCCCAGCAACCUUGGGGUCAGCCAUUUGUUUCUCUAACCACUAGACGAUGCAGUUCAGUUGGCCUCCUCAGCUCAGUUCAGACAGGACCUGUAAAAUAUAGAGAUCAACAACGCUACAUUUUCUCACUGUUUACCAACUGAUUGUGAUUCAUAUGAUGAGAAUGUCAUUUUUCACAUGGAGUCUCAGUAAUGUAUAGUGCAUUCGGAAAGUAUUCAGACCCCUUCACUUUUUCCACAUUUUGUUACGUUACAGCCUUAUUCUAAAAAUGGAUUACAUCUACACACAAUACCCCAUAAUGACAAAGCGAAAACAGGUUUUUAGAAAUGAUUUACAUAAGUAUUCAGACCCUUUGCUAUGAGACUCGAAAUUGAGCUCAGGUGCACCCUGCUUCCAUUGAUCAUCCUUGAGAUGUUUCUACAACUUGAUAGGAGUCCAUCUUUGGUAAAUUCAAUUGAUUGGACAUGAUUUGGAAAGGCACACACCUGUCUAUAUAAGGUCCCACAUGUUAGAGCAAAAACCAAGCCAAGUCGAAGGAAUUGUCUGCAGAGCUCCGAGACAGGACUGUGUCGAGGCACAGAUCUGGGGAAGGGUACAAAAACAAUUCUGCAGCAUUGAAGGUCCCCAAGAACACAGUGGCCUGCAUCAUUCUUAAAUGGAAGAAGUUUGGAACCACCAAGACUCUUCCUAGAGCUGGCCGCCCGGCCAAACUGAGCAAUCGGGGGGAGAAGGGCCUUGGUCAGGGAGGUGACCAAGAACCCGAUGGUCACUCUGACAGAGCUCCAGAGUUCCUCUGUUGAGAUGGGAGAACCUUCCAGAAGGACAACCAUCUCUGCAGCACUCCACCAAUCAGGCCUUUAUGUUAGAGUGGCCAGACGGAAGCCACACCUCAGUAAAAGGCACAUGACAGCCCGUUUGGAGUUUUCCAAAAGGCACCUAAAGUGGUUUCAGACCAUGAGAAACAAGAGUGUCUUGUCUGCUGAAACCAAGACUGAACUCUUUGGCCUGAAUGCCAAGCGCCAUGUCUGAAGGAAACCAGGCACCGCUCAUCACCUGGCCAAUACCAUCCCUACGGUGAAGCAUGGUGUUGGCAGCAUCAUGCUGUGGGGAUGUUUUUCAGCGGCAGGGACUGGGAGAGGGAAAGAUGAACCGAGCAUAGUACAGAGAGAUCCUUGAUGAAAACCUGCUCCAGAGGGCUCAGGACUGCAGAGUGGGGUGAGGGUUCAACUUCCAACAGGACAACGACCCUAAGCACACAGCCAAGACAACGCAGGAGUGGCUUUGGGACAAGUCUCUGAAUGUCCUUGAGUGGCCCAGCCAGAGCCCGGAUUUGAACCUGAUCAAACAUCUCUGGAGAGACCUGAAAUAGCCUGUGCAGCGACGCUCCCCAUCCAGCCUAACAGAGCUUGAGAGGAUCUGCAGGGAAGAAUGGGAGAAACUCCCCAAAUACAGGCGUGCCAUGCUUGUAGCGUCAUACCCAAGAAGACUCGAGGCUGUAUUUGCUGCCAAAGGUGCUUCAACAAAGUACUGAUAUUUCAGUUUUUCUAUUUUUAAUACAUUUGCUAAUGAAUUCUAAAAACCUGUUUUUUGCUUUGUCAUUAUGUGGUAUUGUGUGUAGAUUGAUGAGGGAAAAAAAACAAUUAAUCCAUUUUAGAAUGAGGCUGUAGCGUAACAAAAUGUGGGAAAAGUGCAGGAUUCUGAAUACUUUCCCAAUGCACUGGAACUUAUUAUUUUCUUCUUCUUCUUCUUGGCAGGAAAAAUGCCAACAGUUGAUUUUAUGCAGGGGCAUGCUUGCUGAAUGACAUCAUGUAAACACAUUACUUUUUGAGAGGGGAAACAUUUAUUGAAAUCGGCUUUGCGUAUAAUGAAUAUGAUUUCUCUGCCUAAUAGACAUGGGGAUUGAUUACACUGAACUAUGAGAAGGAAUUACGGCUAAGGUCGUAUACUUUAUAUCCCCAUGCCAUUGGCAGUAUGGAAUAUUUAGUAGGAACUGUACAGUAUAUCCUUGCGUAUUUCUGGGUUGUAAUGUGAAUUAUUUUCUCCCCUGUUUAUAAUACAGUAUUAGCAGACAAACACAGCUCUUCUUCAAACUGGAUGAUUUCUUCUGGCGACAGCAUCAGUCCACAUUAGCGUUACCCUACGGUAUUAAAGGAAGUGGUAUGUUCUCUCAUUUCAUUGUGUAAUUGCUUUGUUUCCUCUCUUUCCCACAAAGCCUUUAAUGGAACAUGUUUAUGAAAUUGCAUUUCAUUCUAAUUACGCUUUUAUUCAAAAAAGGUAAGGAUGCCACCAAGUGUUCUCACUAUCUUUGAUAAACAUCGAUAUUCAAUGUUUUUUCCAAAAUGUUGUCUCAAGACUUACUUAACCAAAUUGAUCCACAUGGACCAAAGCGGGUUUGUUAAAAAGCGUUUUUCCUCGGAUGUCCUCUGUCGACUAUUACAUAUCUUAGAUGCUUCAUCAGAAACAACAGCUCCUUGGGCUGUAUUAUCUCUCGAUGCAGAAAAAGCUUUUGAUAGACUAGAAUGGUCAUAUCUCUGGUCUGUCUUGGAACAUACAGUGGGGGAAAAAAGUAUUUAGUCAGCCACCAAUUGUGCAAGUUCUCCCACUUAAAAAGAUGAGAGAGGCCUGUAAUUUUCAUCAUAGGUACACGUCAACUAUGACAGACAAAUUUAGAUUUUUUUUCUCCAGAAAAUCACAUUGUAGGAUUUUUUUAUGAAUUUAUUUGCAAAUUAUGGUGGAAAAUAAGUAUUUGGUCACCUACAAACAAGCAAGAUUUCUGGCUCUCACAGACCUGUAACUUCUUCUUUAAGAGGCUCCUCUGUCCUCCACUCGUUACCUGUAUUAAUGGCACCUGUUUGAACUUGUUAUCAGUAUAAAAGACACCUGUCCACAACCUCAAACAGUCACACUCCAAACUCCACUAUGGCCAAGACCAAAGAGCUGUCAAAGGACACCAGAAACAAAAUUGUAGACCUGCAACAGGCUGGGAAGACUGAAUCUGCAAUAGGUAAGCAGCUUGGUUUGAAGAAAUCAACUGUGGGAGCAAUUAUUAGGUAAAUGGAAGACAUACAAGACCACUGAUAAUCUCCCUCGAUCUGGGGCUCCACGCAAGAUUUCACCCCGUGGGGUCAAAAUGAUCACAAGAACGGUGAGCAAAAAUCCCAGAACCACACGAGGGGACCUAGUGUAUGACCUGCAGAGAGCUGGGACCAAAGUAACAAAGCCUACCAUCAGUAACACACUACGCCAACAGGGACUCAAAUCCUGCAGUGCCAGACGUGUCCCCCUGCUUAAGCCAGUACAUGUCCAGGCCCGUCUGAAGUUUGCUAGAGUGCAUUUGGAUGAUCCAGAAGAGGAUUGGGAGAAUGUCAUAUGGUCAGAUGAAACCAAAAUAUAACUUUUUGGUAAAAACUCAACUCGUCGUGUUUGGAGGACAAAGAAUGCUGAGUUGCAUCCAAAGAACACCAUACCUACUGUGAAGCAUGGGGGUGGAAACAUCAUUGCUUUGGGGCUGUUUUUCUGCAAAGGGACCAGGACGACUGAUCCGUGUAAAGGAAAGAAUGAAUGGGGCCAUGUAUCAUGAGAUUUUGAGUGAAAACCUCCUUCCAUCAGCAAGGGCAUUGAAGAUGAAACGUGGCUGGGUCUUUCAGCAUGACAAUGAUCCCAAACACACCGCCCGGGCAACGAAGGAGUGGCUUCGUAAGAAGCAUUUCAAGGUCCUGGAGUGGCCUAGCCAGUCUCCAGAUCUCAACCCCAUAGAAAAUAUUUGGAGGGAGUUGAAAGUCCGUUUUGCCCAGCGACAGCCCCAAAACAUCACUGCUCUAGAGGAGAUCUGCAUGGAGGAAUGGGCCAAAAUACCAGCAACAGUGUGUGAAAACCUUGUGAAGACUUACAGAAAACGUUUGACCUGUGUCAUUGCCAACAAAGAGUAUAUAACAAAGUAUUGAGAAACUUUUGUUAUUGACCAAAUACUUAUUUUCCACCAUAAUUUGCAAAUAAAUUCAUUAAAAAUCCUACAAUUGGUGGCUGACUAAAUACUUUUUUUCUCCACUGUAUAGGAAUUGGCUCCAAUCACAUUAAUAUUAUUAAUAUACUGUAAUACUGUUUACUGCUGUAAAAGUCACCACUGUUCCCCUGCUAUAAAGUAAUGCUUGCUCUUUGGGGUUUUAGGCUGGGUAUCUGUAUAGCACUUUGUGAUAACUGCUGAUGGAAAAAGGGCUUUAUAAAAUACAUUUGAUUGAGAAGCAUUAUGGAGUCAAUGUCCACUAGGUUUAUGCUCCCUUUCCAGAAAACAUGUGUGACAUGUGUUGAGUUUACAACUAGUUAGUUGGAAACAGUACUGGGUCAUUGGUCCUCUCAAUAUGGACUUCUCUAUGUGAAAACAAACUGUCCUCAGCAUCUACAGUAAAUCCAAGUGAUCACACCUUUUUUAAUCCCUCUCUCUUUUCCAGAGUUACUGCUGCUGAAGGUUUUAGCCGUUAUUGCCAAUUACAAAAUGCCAGCCAGCAUUGAUAGGUAAGUGUGAUGAGUGUUUCUUAGCCACAUUAGCAAUGCUGCUAACCUCUGGUGUGUCGUAUGAACCACUUUAUUUCUUACAAUAAUUGUUACGAUUGCAAAGAACCACCGAUGGCUGAUAUGUGUCUGAGAGCAAUAUAAAAAAAUAACUCUCCAAAAUGUAUUGUAGUGUAAAUGCUGUGUUAACAUAAUGACUCAUUGUCACAGUGGUGUGUGUUUAAUGGGUGGACUACUGUGCCACAAGGAAGCUGCCUUACUUCAUUAACUUCAUUAACUUAAUGUCAAGCAAGAAUGCCAAAUGUCAAAUCAAGCAGUGUGACCAGUCACUAUUACAAUGGCAGUGUUGGAAAAUGUACUGUAGUGUGCAGUUACAGCCACCCCUCUGAAAGUGGUCUUGAACUCUAAAAGGAUAGUAUAGGCAAUACUAAAGUAAAUGGAUUGUAAUAAUAGGAAGCAGUGAAUUAUACUGAACUUAAUUUAUUUUGUUUUAUUUCCUCAGUCUAGACUGCAGAACGUGUGCAGUCAUAGGAAAUGGGUUUGCCAUUAAAAACAGCUCCUUGGGGGGCGUCAUCAACGAGUACGAUGUGGUGAUCCGGUAAGUAUAAAGCCUAAUGGUUCCGUCCUGUUUUCUACCACAAAAAUCUUCAUUAAGUCCAUCCUCCCUCCUCUUCUGUUGAACUGUUGCUACGACUCACCACUUCUGUUUUAUUUCUCAGAUCUAUCUGAUGCACUACGUUUGAUGAUGGACUAUUUCCACAUUGACCCAAUGAUGUUCCUGCACAAUGAAUGGUGUUCCUAAUCAAUAUCAGUAUAUAGAGUGCAUUAUAUUGCAGACAGUACAGUCAAGAGCCAUAUCAUUUGAUAUCUAAAUAUGGCUCAGAGUACAUUCUAUAACUGCAAUAGCAUUUAGCCAGUCCCCCAAUGCCCUUUUCCAUAGCAAUUCCCGUAAUCCAGUACAAAACUAAAUAUGUUCUAUGAUGCAUUGUCCUCAAAAGAGGGAUAGUCUAAUUCGUAUUGCCCAUGAAAGCAUAAUGCAGUCAAUGGGCUGUACCAUAAUGGCCAGCUCAGACUGGUGACCUUGCUUUAAUGCCUUUCUCUAUGCAAUCAGUCAACUGUUGGGUUAACUCAGUCUCUUAAAAGGGGGAUUUGGUCUACCCUGCAGAAAAACACCCCAGCGUCCUCUUCAAAUCAGAUUUAUAGCCUUUGAAUGAACACAUGCAUUUUUGGUUUUUAUAAGCCUCUUACCAACAGCCCAGGCAAUUUUGCCUGGUCAUAUCCAGGGUUAGGUCAUAUCCAGGCACAAUGCACUCUGUUCUGCUCUGUUCUGUUUUGUUCUGUUCUGCUCUGCUUUGUUCUGCUUUGUUCUGUUCUGCUUUGUUCUGUUCUGUUCUGCUUUAUUCUGCUCUGCUCUGUUCUGUUCUGCUUUGAUCUGCUCUGUUCUGCUCUGCUCUGUUCUGCUCUGUUCUGCUUUUUUUCUGUUCUGCUCUGCUCUGUUCUGUUAUGCUUUGUUCUGCUCGUUCUGCUCUGCUCUGCUCUGUUCUGCUUUGUUUUGUUCUGCUCUGCUCUGUUAUGCUUUGUUCUGCUCUGCUUUGUUCUGCUCUGCUCUGUUUUGCUCUGUUCUGCUUUGUUUUGUUCUGCUCUGCUUUGUUCUGCUCUGCUCUGUUCUGUUUUGCUCUGUUCUGCUCUGUUCUGCUUUGUUCUGCUCUGCUUUGUUCUGCUCUGCUUUGUUCGGCUCUGCUCUGUUCUGUUCUGCUCUGUUCUGCUUUGUUCUGCUUUGUUCUGUUUUGCUUUGUUCUGCUCUGCUUUGUUCUGUUCUGCUCUGCUCUGUUCUGCUUUGUUCUGCUCUGCUUUGUUCUGCUCUGCUCUGUUUUGCUCUGUUCUGUUCUGCUCUGUUCUGCUUCGUUCUGCUACAUUCUGCUCUAUUCUGUUCUGCUUUGUUCUGUUCUGCUUUGCUCUGCUCUGCUCUGUUCUGCUUUGCUCUGUUCUGCUCAGCUCUUACUUCUCCCAUUCUCAGAAGCUAAUCUCACAGGCAGAGGAAAUUGAGUUAAUUGACAUUUGGUGCUCUGUUCUCCUACCAAGCCUGAUGUUCCCCACGCUUGCAUUAGGCUGGAGAAAUCUUAAAAUGCCAGACACAAUUAGAGCAAUCCUGUAUUAAAGUAUGAAAUCCUAAACACUAGAAACUAGACAGGGGUUUUCACCCCUGUUCAUGUUUUGAUACAUGGUUUGAUACAUACUACAGUGCAUUCUGUUACAUAAGAGGGAGGGUAGAACAGUUCUCAACUUAAAAUGCUAUCACUCAGAGUAUGAAGGUCACUUGAACUGUAGUAAAUUUCACCAGCCAUGGUGUGAGUGAUAUGCUUGUCACACAAGGCUACUUGAGCUGCGACUGUUAAGGUGGCAACGGUAGAAUUAACUUAGCAACACCUACAUGCUAUUUUUGUCCAGUGUAGCACUGUUACUUGGCAACCCUUUUAAUGGCUUUUUAUUCAAAAUUGAUACACACAAUCCAACAAAUUUACAUAGGUGCAGGAUACAAGGAACGUCAUGGGGAAAGAGGAUAAAUAAGCCUCACUAAGAAAAACCCUUUGUGGUUGGAAUGUUGCUAUUUACACUACAGGAACCGUGUGGUGGUAUUUUUACUCUGUUUAAUGACUAUUUUUAUAGAAGUGAAUGGCUAAGGUUUCUCUUUCUCUGUGUCCGUGUGCAGGCUGAAUGACGCCCCUGUCAGAGGUUAUGAGGACGAUGUGGGGAACAAGACCACUAUGCGUCUCUUCUACCCCGAGUCGGCCUACUACAACCCCAACAUGCACAACGACCCCGACACCCUCAUGGUCCUAGUGCCUUUCAAACAGCAGGACCUCCGCUGGCUCAAAGAGAUCCUGUACGACGAGAAGAGGGUACUGGAUGUGUGCGCACACACACCUCAAUUUUAGCUGCUUCCCUGGUACUUGCAAUCCAUCCGCGAAGUGACAGAAUGGACAGUAUCAAUGGCAGCCUUGCCAAACCUACUUGAAAAUGCAACUGUAGUCUCAGCAGCCCCAACACCCCCACUCUCUGGUUUAGCUCAGGCUGCUAUGGUCGCUAUUAGCACGAUUAGGAACAGGGUCGUUACUCCUUCAUUGCCCUGAGAAACUGAGGAGAAUGAGACUUAAACAGGGCCUCAAUUGUGUAGACACGGGCUCUGUGUACGCACUCACUAAUCAACACACCUUUUCCCUCCCUGUGUGUGUGUGUGUGUGUUUGCGUGUGUGUGUGUGUGGCCCUGUGUGUGUGUGUGUGUCAGGUGAGGAAAGGUUUCUGGAAGCCCCCUCCACAGAUCUGGCUGGGCAGGACAAGUCACAUCCGGGUGCUGGACCCUCACUUCCUGUAUGGGACGGCCAGCAGUCUGCUACAAAUCCCCCUUCACCCAAAGAGCAAACAGGUAAGGGACCAGCUCAGUUUACUCCUAGCCACUUGGGGAACCAGGAAAUGGGAAGAAAAUAAAUCCAUGUGAAGUGGACUUGAAUAAGACUGCAGUACUCGAAAAGGUGCAAUAUUUUAUUAGCGACAGCACUUAAAAGUGAAUAUAAUUUAGCUGUAAAUGAUUUAGCUAACAGGCUUUUUGACUUGGGAGGUCAAGAGUGGUGUUUGUACCACAUAACUACACAAAUGUACAUUUUGCUCCUCUUGCCAUUUCGUCAAACUCAUUACAAGAUAAGUCCUUAAUGUUUUCUAGGCCUCUCAGUACAUCCUUAGGAAAUAAUUGGUUGUUGAACAGGGGCCAGUGUUCUGUGCUGUCUGUAUACAUUUCUACCAGCUGCAGUUUGGAAAGGAGAAGGUCAGUUCCAAACGCUCUACUGAUUACCCAGAAAUGGAUGAGCAAAAAAAAACGAUACUGCAGGGAAUUCCACAAAAUAACAGUGGAACAUAUGCAGAAUGGAACAACAGAACUAAUGGAAUCAAUAAAAAUGAUUGCGGAAUAGAAUAUUGUGACGGAUGACAUUUGAAUAGUAAGCCAUUGAGCUGUUUUCUGUUCACAAAUUGGAGUACAAUUGUCUGUUUGGCUGAGGAAUUCUGGGUUUUGAAAUACAUGAUACAUUGAUUUGAACUAUAACUAAUGUGGAAUUAUGUUUUCAUUGGCCAAGAGGUCCAUCUGCCAAGAGGGCUUGUUCAGUGCAUGGUGGAGCUGUCUUUGAGAUGGAACAAAGCCAGGUUUAGUUUGGUUUAGUUUGUUCCCCCAGCAAGCCUCUGUGUCAGAGACUGAGACUGUGCACUCUUUGGACUGCUGAAACGCAAACACAACUGGCCGGUGUCUGUGCCGAGGGAACAGUGGGAAAGAAGGGGUCCUGCAGGCGAUCAACGGGGCAGCCUGACCAAAGCCCUCCUCCUCCAUCUGCGUGGCCCUACAGGCCAGAUGAGCUCAACCCUGGCUGGCUGGCUCCUGGCUGGAUGGGUGUCAUGCCGAGCACUCGGCCCUGGCCCCUUUCUCCUCUCCCCUCUCUCUCCUCUCCUCUCCCCUCUCUCUCCUCUCCCCCCUCUCUCUCCUCUCCCCUGUCUCUUUCCUGGGUCAGCCAGCUGCCAGCGUGAGUCUGAGCGGGCCUCUCUCACCCCUCCCUGUGGGUGCCAUGUUGGCAGUCAUCCACAUGCCCUGUGAGAAGGCGGCAGCAGCAGCAGCAGCAGCAGCAGGCAGUCCCCCUGGUACAAUACAGAGGCUGACUGAGAUGAGGAAGGCUAGAGGGCUAACUAAUGCCCCUGCCAGUGAGACAGCCCCCACCGUCAACCCACCCCCUUCCAAAACAAAGGUCUGACUCCCACCAUUCUGGUCUGGUUGGCGAACAGCAGUGACAAUAUUCACCCCCCCCCCCCCCCCCCCCCCUCUCACCAAGGCUCCAUGGGCCAAUGUCCAAACUAUGCGAAGCACUACAGAAGUUGGAGCGCUCGGUGACCGACCACAUGAGGCUAAUGCACACAGAAUGUCAGAUUUAGCCCAGCCAGGCUCAGGAAAAAAGGCACUUAUGCUAAGUGCAUUAGGAACCAGGUUUGGAGGAAUGUCCCGUACAGUGUGAUGAAGAGAGGAGAAUCACGGGUUUGAGAACUUGGCUGGUCUGGUCCAGUUUCUCUCUCUUUAGGGCCCGGGGAUGGCUGUCCAGGCCAGACAGCAUGCUUGUAAAGUCCUGCGGGCCACGCUCACAGAUAGAUAGACAGACAGACAGAUGCAUCCUUUUCCCACGCAGGAAUCCGACCUGUCUCACCUUGGCCAGGGGAAAGAGAUUGAAAGCAUGGUACCUAUAGGAGGAGCAGACGGACAGUUUUAUUCCUGUGUCACAAUAUUGAUGUCAUUUAAAAAGUGCCUCACUCAGACAUUUACCUUGGAAAGGGUCCUGCACUCAGUAUUGGUCUGCCAUUUUGAAGGUUUUAUGUAUUGUUGUUUUAUUUUCAUUUUAUUUCGCUGAUUUAUACUGCAGACCCCUAGCACCUCAGUAGGGGUCUAUUGGAAGGAAUUGAGAAAGUAGGGUGGAAUAAUGUGCCUGAACAAGAAGCUUCCUUGUAAAUGGUGGGUAGUUCAAUAAACCAAUGGUAAUGAUUACAUGGAACAGAUAAGGGAGAGUGGUGUAAGUUGUGCCAAAGGCGGUAAGUUGAGUCACCCUUGUUUCUACGAAACCAUACACAAUUAAUCAUUUGACCAAAUAUUUAGGAAGAGGUCAUAAUUUCAGUACAAACUGUUUGUUAGGUGUUAAGCCUGUGUUAAAAUAUGCUUAAGCCUGUGUUAAAAAGCGGUUGUGGUUGUGUAGAAUUGUGUUUUGGAAAUAAAAUAGUUUUAGAAAGGAAGUGGUAGUAUUUCAUUCAGUACAGAAAUGUGUAGGCGGCUUAACUUACUCUGUCCCGCGGCUCAUUUUACCCCAUACCCGGUAUAAGUUGUGCCAAGAGACCACUUUUUUUCAAAACUGUAAUGUUUACAUGAAUUCUGAUUAUUUCCAGGGAUACACAACAUCCUGAAAUAUAUGUAGAUACCAUCUCCUGAGUUGCACAGUGGUCUAAGGCACUGCAUCGCAGUGCUAACUGUGCCACUAGAGAUCCUGGUUCGAAUCCAGGCUCUGUCGCAGCCGGCCGCAACCGGGAGAUUAAUGGGCGGCGCACAAUUGGCCCAGCGUCGUCCAGGGUAGGGAAGGGAAUGGCCGGCAGGGAUGUAGCUCAGUUGAUAGAGCAUGGUGUUUGCAACGCCAGGGUUGUGGGUUCGAUUCCCACGGGGGGCCAGUAUAAAAAAAAAUAUAUGUAUUCACUGUAAGUCGCUCUGGAUAAGAGCGUCUGCUAAAUGACUAAAAUGUAAAUGUAAAUAUAUCUUUGUUAGAAAGAAUACUGUAUUUCCCUUGAUGGGAGUGAUGCUGAAUGUCAAAAAAGGCUCAACUCACCCCACUGUCCCCUAAAGGACAGAAUGGAAAGGCUAUUGGAAAGUGAAAUAGAGUGGAACAUUUGGAAAAGGGGAUGUUAUUUAACAAUUCCCCUCUGUUGCUCCUAUGAACAUUGGUAAUCAUUAACACACAGCAAUAGCGAAAACAAACCAGGGACACGCCUCACAUUUUACUGGAGACAAGUCCAAAGGCCUAAUACCAUCUCCAUUUGUCUAAGUAUACAUUAGUCUACUAAAUGAUGUAAAUGUAAAUGUAAUUAAGGGGCACACUGCUCUGUAAUAUACCAGUCAUGCCAACUAAUGUACUAAAAGUGCAGAACAAUGACUCAUGAGUUUUUACAGGUCUCUGCUGCCCCCUAGUGCCUUAAACAUAAUACUACACGUCUUACGAUACUGUAGGUCUCAUUGGUUUUGGUUCUCACGCCUACAGAAACCAGUACACCCCACUACAGGGAUCCUAGCCGUGUUCGUGGCACUCAACUACUGUGAUGUGGUCCACAUAGCUGGGUUUGGAUAUCCAGCGUCCAAAAACCAGAAGCAUCCUAUACACUACUAUGGAUAUGACACCAUGAAAUCCAUGAAGGUGAGUGUGCAUGGGAGUUUACUCAACUCCCAUGACAGAUAUCAACAAUCUUCAGUGUUAUACGCCAUGCUAGUAGAUUUUUCAGUACAGUGUGAUGUUAUGUUUAGGCUCUGCUUUCGUUCUGUUCCAGGAUUCCUACCAUGACCUUACCCACGAAGCAGAAGCCUUAAAAAAACUUGAGGAUUCGGGCGCUAUCCUGUACUUACACCCUCACUCCUGACACACAUACACACAUGGACACAGUCCAGAAACAGCCUCUAGCCCUUACCUCCUAGGAACUUCAUCAAAAUCUGCAAGGAAUUUUCACUGCACUGCUAAUACCUAUUUUUCUUCAGAUCUACACACAUGCCUAGAUGGUAGAGGCUAGCGGGUGUUUUAUGGACUGGGCUACACACAGAUGUCAGUUGUGGACUUGAAGCGUCUCGGCUAAAAAUACGGUCCAUACAGUCCAAACAUAAUACACACUCAUUGAGCCAAUCUUAAUUCACCUCAUUCUUAUUGAAAAUAACAAAAUAAUUUCUUAUUUUAAUUAACUUAAUUUUUUUUAGAUCUUUGUCUUUGAAAUGGUAGCACUGGAUAUUUUAUUGUAUG